CAAGUGGAGGCUGGGCACCAAUUAAGAGCUCUGUCAUGGGGAAUUGCUGGUAGCAGAAGAGAUUUUUAUUUGAUUGAAGGUAAGCAGAACCUUUGCUCUUUGGCUGUGAGAUAUCAGUUUCCACCUAUCCUCAACACUGGAGCACCAGAUUUGGAGUUAAACGUACUCUAAAAUCCUAGUCCUAGCACUUAUUGACUAGGUAACCUUCUACAAGUCUCUUGUCCCGUCUGUGACUGUUCACUUUUUGGUAAAAUUGAGAUAACUUUAUCUCUUUGUAGGGUCACUGUGAGAAUCAGAUGUUCAGGGAGUUAUCACCAUGCUUUGAUGGUAGCUACUAACAGCAAGGGUAGCUCAUGGUCACUAGACUAUCAUAAACCCCUUUCAAAGGACCUCCCAACUCCUUCCCCAGCUCCUAACACAAUGCUGGCACUUUGGGGCUCAAGAAAGGAAUAAAUGCGUAGACCAAUGCAUGAAUAUUUCAGAAGGAAAAGGAGUAGGAGAAAAAUAAUGAGAGUGGAAAAGACAGAGAACAAAGAGGGAAAGGGAAACAAAGAGUCACUAAGAAAGGUGUAAUCUAAAGAGAUUCAGCGAUAUAGCAGAGAAAGGAAAGGAAUGAAAUGCCAAGAUAAUGACAAAGUUAGAAAUGUAGAAAAUUAAUUAGGAUGACACAUGAUGGAUGAAUAAGAAACAAUUGGCUAUUGUUUAAGGUUACAUGCAAAGAAUUUUAUAUUACAAAGAAAACAAAGGAGGGGGCGGCAGCCAAUGAGCAUGAGGUUUCUUUUGGGAGUAAUGAAAUAUUCUGGAAGUAAAUGGUGUUGGUUGCACAACUUGUGAAUAUACUUUAAACCACUAAAUUACACACUUCAAAAGGGCAAAUUUUAUGGUAUGUUAAAUACAUCUCAAAAAAUGAAAGCGAAGGCAUAAUUAAAAAUUUAGAGGCUGGGCACGGUGACUCAUGCCUGUAAUCCCAGCACUUUGGGAGGCCGAGGCAGGCAGAUCACCUGAGGUCAGGAGUCUGAGACCAGCCUGGCCAAAUGGCGAAACCCCAUCUCUACUAAAAAUACAAAAAUUAGCUAGGCAUCGUCUUGAGUGCCUGUAAUCCCUGCUACUUGGGAGGCUGAGGCAGGAGAAUAGCUUGAGCCCAGGAGGUGGAGGAUGCAGUGAGCAGAGAUUGUGCCAUUGCACUCCAGCCUGGGCUAUAAAACGUGACUCUGUCUAAAAAAAAAAAAAAAAAUUAGAAUGGUGGUGACAUCUUGAGGGGUGACAAAUUGAGAAAAUUGAGAGAGCAGGGAGGGGCACACAGAAGCUUCUAAGAUACUUGAAACAUUUGCUCAGUUCCUUAACCUAGUUGUUUAAAUACGUAACAAUAUUUGAAAAUUAAAAAUAUAUUUUAAGCGAGAAAAGAAUAAUGGGAGAAAGAGGAAGAAGACAGAGACAACGGCAGAGAGUCCUGGAAAAAAGGGAGAUGUGAUAGAGCUUAAUACAAGAUGGGGACCCUGUAAGAGGAAGACACUCCUGCCAUCCUCUGAGCUCCAUGGCAUGUUUGUGGGGUGGCCCACCGUCUCAUCUGCUCCCCUCAUGGCUUCCUAAGGUCCUGUAAGACCCUGAGUCCUUGUCUCUGACCUGCCAGAGUGGCUUCAGUCUCCCACCCCCAGCCCUCAGCUGACCUUCUAUGCCCCAAUACAUCUCUAUUUUAAGGAAAAAGUCCAGUCACCUCCUCUAGGAAGCUUUCCCUGAUAUACCCAACCAAAUUGGUCAGUCAUCCUACAGAACCUUUACUCUCAUUCACCCCGUACAUUGGUGUUACUGGCCUUUAAAUUUUGGACUCUCUUUUUGGUGGUGUCUGAAAGACUACAGGAUUUAGGGAGAGUGAUUCUUGGAGUCUUUCUGAUAAUGUUCCUGUGAACCCUGGUGAUUUUAACAUGCUUGUGGCCACUCUUGCCUCCUACUUGUAAGCUACUCAUGGCAAGGACGAAGCAUGUGGACCAAUUUCCACCCCUCCCUGCAAGUCAGUUGGUUCAGAAACUUAGGUUGCUAAAAAGGCCAGGGCAACCAACCUGAUCUCUCUAUAAGUAGGGAUAUCUUAAAACAAAACAAAAUCUCUCUCAUAGAUAAAACACUGUCUCUGAUAAGCUUACUUGCAAAUGAAAAAAUACAAAAUAAAUGGAAUGUACAGAGUUCUAUAAAAUUCAUUCAACCAAUAGAGCAAUAAUUGAGCCUACAGAGACAACUUAUCAGAAAAUUCAUUCAAUAUACCUUACGAGAUCAUCCAAUAAAUAAGAGACAACUCUAAACAGCAUUCAGAACAUAGUGGCACUCAAUAAAUUUCCCCUGAAUGAAUGAAUUAAUGAAUUAAUGCAUAUUUUAAUCAGCCUCCUUUGCCCUCACCCAGGAAGUCAGAGGCACCAGUGUGAGUAUCCAUCCGCUGUCCAGUACAUUCAUGGAUUCCUCACUCUCACUAGACAAUGUUUGACCAGGAAGAACAGGGAACGAGAAGGAGCUGCUGGAUGGUGAUGAGCCUUGGAAAGGGAGGCUGGGCGAGCAGAGACAGAAGAGAAACACUCACCUACUGGGACCUCACAAACACCCAGGCUGAGUUUUGAUAAGACAGGUUGAAUCACACUGGGGUGACAGCCUCAUCCCUCCAGGUACAAACAAGAACAGGCCAUGGUUAACCAAAGCUCUGCACCAGGCUUCCUCCUUCUGGGCUUCUCUGAACACCCAGGGCUGGAAAGGACUCUCUUCGUGGUUGUCUUCACUUCCUACCUCCUAACCCUAGUGGGCAACACACUCAUCAUCCUGCUGUCUGUGCUGGACCCCAAGCUCCACUCUCCAAUGUACUUUUUCCUCUCCAACCUCUCCUUCUUGGACCUCUGUUUCACCACGAGUUGUGUUCCCCAAAUGCUGGUCAACCUCUGGGGUCCAAAGAAGACCAUCAGCUUCCUGGGCUGCUCUGUCCAGCUCUUCAUCUUCCUGUCCCUGGGGACCACUGAGUGCAUCCUCCUGACAGUGAUGGCCUUUGACCGAUACGUGGCUGUCUGCCAGCCCCUCCACUAUGCCACCAUCAUCCACCCCCGGCUGUGCUGGCAGCUGGCAUCUGUGGCCUGGGUCAUUGGUCUAGUGGAGUCAGUGGUCCAGACACCAUCCACCCUGCGCCUGCCCUUCUGCCCCCAUCGGCAGGUGGAUGAUUUUGUCUGUGAGGUCCCAGCUUUAAUUCGACUCUCCUGUGGGGACACCUCCUACAAUGAGAUCCAGAUGGCUGUUGCCAGUGUCUUCAUCUUGGUUGUGCCUCUCAGCCUCAUCCUUGUCUCUUACGGAGCCAUUACCCGGGCAGUGCUGAGGAUUAACUCUGCGAAAGGGCGGAGGAAAGCUUUUGGGACCUGCUCCUCCCAUCUCACUGUGGUCACCCUCUUCUACAGCUCAGUCAUUGCUGUCUACCUCCAGCCCAAAAAUCCCUAUGCCCAAGAGAGGGGCAAGUUCUUUGGUCUCUUCUAUGCAGUGGGCACUCCUUCACUUAACCCUCUCAUAUACACCCUGAGGAACAAGGAGGUAACCAGGGCAUUCAGGAGAUUGCUGGAGAAGGAAAUGGGGCUCACACAAAGCUGAGGGAGAGCUGCUUAAUGUGCUUUAAAAGACAGGAGAUUCUAUGUGCUUUUAUCAGAAAGUUUGAGUUCCCUGCCCCUCUGCCUUCUUCACACCCAUUACAUUGUGGGAAUGGAUGAAAGUCACAUGUCUGUGUGUGUGCAUGUAUGUGUACAAGAGACAGCGUCUGAAAUGUAGUAAAGGGAGGUAUCUUUAUGCGAAAAAUUAUAGGCAUCAAGUAUAUUUUAUUUUUUUUCUACUUUAAGUCUUCGCCUCCAUAGUCAUGUUCCUACCUUCAUCACUUCCAUUUUUAAUUCCCCUCCCUUGCCAUAUCCCCACUAUUCCUUCACCUCCAAUUCUAAUUCCUACCAUAUCUUCUUUGCUUCUCCCUCAUGUUUUUCCCACUUCACUAUAUGUCUGCUUUGUAUUCUCAUUCUAUUGUAUUCCUCAAAUAACAGCAAAAGAGAAGGGGAAGCUGAAGCCCAGGUAAGUUCAGAAACUCACCCAAGAACACACAGUGUCCACAGCAUCAGAACUAAAAUCCAGGCCCCAUAAUUUUCAGUCAGGCAACUCUCAAAUACACACUGUUGCUUUCACACCAUAAUCAAAUACCCCAGUAUUUCAGGCUUGAGCCUUACAAAGGAAACUUAGCUUCUUCAGUCCUAUCUCUUCUCUUACAAUGCCCACAAAUCGCAGGUAAAGGAGCAGCCAAAAAGACUCAAAAAUAUCUUCAUGUUUAGGCUGGCACAUUGUGGACCUUGGUGUCAUCUACCGGCCAAAUAUGGUAUUGCAUGUGACAUCCCAGACUUCUGCUCCAGGGUCAUCCGAACUGUACUUGGCUCAAAGACAUAGAUAUUGUUAUGACACUAUAAGCAUUUAUGUAAUUGUUAUGUUAACCCAAGUAACACUUAAAGUACAGAUGCUCCUUGACUUAUGAUGAUGUUACCUCCCGAAAAACCUAUCAUAUACUGAAAAUAUUGUAAGUUGAAUAUGCAUUUCAUACACCUAACCUACCAAACAUCAUAGCUUAGCCUAGCCUACCUUAAACAUACUCAGAACACUUACAUUAGCCUACAGUUCAGCAAAAUCCUCAAUACAAAGUCUAUUUUAUAAUAAAGUUUUGAAUAUCUCAUGUAAUUUACUGAAUACUGUACUGAAAGUGAAAAACAGAAUGGUUAUAUUGGUACUCAAAGUACGGUUUCUACUGAAUGUAUCUCUUUUGCAUUAUUAUAAAGUCAAAAAUGGUCAAAGUCAGGAACCCCCUGCAAUUUACACAUAUUGACUUAUUUAAUCCUUAUAACAACACUAUGAAGCAGAUAAUAUUAUUAUCCUUUUUCAGAGGUAAAAACUAAAACACAGAAUUUAUGUUACCACUUGCAAAUGUGCAAGACAGGAUUUGAACCCAGGAAAACUGGCUCCAGACUCCUUGCUCUUAACCUUGCCUUUUGGUAAAAAUAAUGCCUCCCAGGCCCAGGUGAAAAGCUUCAACUUCUCAACAAGCUUUGAGGAAAUCAUUUCAAUCUAAAACUAUAUCUAAAUGAUCCCCCAGCCGAAGGGGUUUCACUUCCUUAAAAUAAGAGUUUUUCAAAUACUUCAAAGCAUAAGAAACAACAGAACAAUAAAACUUAUGGAAAAAGU
Messenger RNA from Pan troglodytes (chimpanzee), 5220 nucleotides. RefSeq names its product olfactory receptor 2H2. Gene Ontology annotation, biological process: G protein-coupled receptor signaling pathway. Bases 2668 to 3606 code for a protein of 312 amino acids. NCBI's taxonomy places the organism in Eukaryota, Metazoa, Chordata, Mammalia, Primates, Hominidae. Gene Ontology annotation, cellular component: membrane. Gene Ontology annotation, molecular function: G protein-coupled receptor activity; olfactory receptor activity. The transcript has a single exon. The record is from RefSeq and is a predicted model, not a curated record.